Melanotaenia boesemani (Boeseman's rainbowfish) is the source of this 4174-nucleotide messenger RNA. It is a transcript of the gene wscd2, whose product is annotated as WSC domain containing 2. The record is from RefSeq and is a predicted model, not a curated record. NCBI's taxonomy places the organism in Eukaryota, Metazoa, Chordata, Actinopteri, Atheriniformes, Melanotaeniidae. The transcript is spliced from 9 exons. The coding region runs from base 1059 to 2765 and encodes 568 amino acids.
AGUGCUGUUGGUCCUUGUGGGAGCGCAGGGCGCACGGUUCCUCUCCGCAGCAUUGAAUAGUCUUCUUCUCAUCGGACAGGCGACAAAAAAGACAGGUUGACCUGGUGUGUGCUUUACAUCCACGCUUUGACUUGAACAGAUUACAAGCGCGUUUAUAAAAGGCUUUUGUGUGAACGCGGUGAGCCCGUAACGCCAUUAACAUUUACUCCCUCCUUCUCCGACCGAAAGCUGGAAGCGUGUAACGGUUUAUUUGCGGUACAGUAGGCUGGAGCAGAUUAUUGAACGGCACACAGUGACUGUACGAGCUAAUGGGAUCGACAAAACUGACCUCAGUUGUCUGCGGAUAAAAGCGUUGGGCAGCUUUCAAGAGAAUACGCCGCAGUUCAUGUUUGGCUGAGUUAUAGUGGAGAUGAAACAUGUCUGAGCCUGAAAGAUGACCAUCCUCAGCUAAGUUGCGCCUUGUGAACGCAACAUCAAGCCAUCUGCUGGAGCUUUAACUGCACUCGUGGUAGAGAUGGUGAGUCACGCCCUCGCACUCUUGGACCAACUCGGUGAAUAGCCUGCUGCACAAAGCCGAAGGAUCUCAGCUCAGCUGGUAAAUAAAGCCCUCUUCCUUCGGUGCAGCGUGGGAGAAAGUGGCUCUGCAGUGCUGGUGUGGCAUCUCUGUAUAGGCUGAUAAGUGGAGUGAAAGCAGUGUUGAGCGAUCAUCUUUCACUCUGAGCCACUCACCUUUCAGGCCGUGGCCUCAUAGCCGGCUGUGAGGGCUGGACUGUCAGCAGGAACACACACACACACUCUCACGUGGACGUGUCCUGCAGAGCAGCUCUGUGCACCCAUGCAAAGCAUCUCCCUUAUGAGACAGAAGAUUCAUACAUGAGAAAGAAGUCAUGUGAUUGCUUGAAUGAAUUUCAUACAGGAUUAAGACACUUAAACUGACUUUUUUUCCCUUAGUGCCCAGUCGGGGCGUGUGGUGAGAACAGAGAAAACUGGUGUUGAUUUUUCUACUUUAUGAGUUUUCAUCACUGGGAGAGUGUGUCUGAGUGGCAGAGGGAGCCAGCAUGGCCAAGCCUCUGCUGAGGAUACAACGCUACUUUCGCAGGAAACCUGUCCGUUUCUUUUCCCUGAUCCUCCUUUACCUUACGGCUGGGAGCCUCGUCUUCCUGCACUCUGGCUUUGUUGGAGACAGCGGCCCCGGGGCCUUGGGAGGAAGGGACUCCAUUAUAGCCUCAGAGAUGGGCAGCCGAACUUCCUCAUCAGACACUCGGGGGCUUGGCAUCAUGAGUAGAGUGUUUAAGGAGACACGCAGGUCUGGACGCAGGUUUGGUCCUCGCUGGAUGAGAAAGAGCAGACAGGAUGUUCACGAGACAACGAGGCGGGGAGGAGACUACACCAGCAACUGGAAUCGAGCACUUAAAGGACGCAAUGCCAAAGAAAUGGAUGAUGGAAGAGCAAAGUACAUUGGUUGCUACAUUGAUGACGUUCAGAAACGAGCACUGAGGGGAGUUUCCUUUUUUGACUACAAAAAAAUGACUGUAUUCCGUUGUCAAGACAACUGUGCUGAAAGAGGCUACAUGUAUGCUGGCCUGGAGUUCGGAGCAGAGUGCUACUGUGGUCACAAGAUUCAGGCGCCCAAUGCUUCGGAGAGUGAGUGCAACAUGGAGUGUAAAGGAGAGAAAAGCAACCUGUGUGGAGGAGCCAACAGACUGUCCAUCUAUAGGCUGGAACUGAGCCAGGAGUCAGCACGCCGCUAUGGCAGUGCCAUUUUUAAAGGGUGUUUUCACCGGCCAGACAAUGUCACUCUGGCUCUUCCCUUCAGUGCUGUCAUCCACAACAUGUCUGUGGACAAGUGUGUGGACAUGUGCACAGAGCGGGAGAAAUCACUGGCAGUUCUGGCUGCAGACCAAUGUCACUGCGGCUUCCCAACUCCACUCUUCUCCCUUCAUGAACUGGAAGAUGAGGAGAAGUGUCUUCAUCGCUGCCCAGGCGAAGAGUUUGAGAGCUGUGGAAACGACAAAUUCUUUGUGGUGUACCAGACGCAGGUUCAAGAUAACCGCUGCAUGGACAGGCACUUCCUUCCCACUCGUGCUAAACAGUUGGUGGCCCUCGCCAGUUUCCCCGGAGCAGGCAAUACCUGGGCUCGUCACCUCAUAGAGCUUGCCACUGGCUUCUACACAGGCAGCUAUUACUUUGAUGGCUCCCUUUACAACAAAGGAUUUAAAGGGGAGCGGGACCACUGGCGCAGUGGGAGGACAAUCUGUAUUAAGACACAUGAGAGUGGCAGGAAGGAGAUCGAAGCCUUUUACUCCAGCAUCCUCAUGAUCCGAAACCCAUACAAAGCCCUCAUGGCAGAAUUUAACCGCAAAUAUGGUGGACAUAUUGGAUUUGCCUCACAGGCCCACUGGAAAGGGAAAGAGUGGCCUGAGUUUGUCAAAAACUAUGCUCCAUGGUGGGCGUCUCACACUCUGGACUGGCUGACUUUUGGAAAGAAGGUCCAUGUGGUCCACUUUGAAGACCUGAAAAAAGACCUGUUCUUACAGCUCAAGGGCAUGGUCCAGUUUCUUUCUUUGAAGGUUUCAGAGGAUCGUCUGCUCUGCGUUGAGGGCCAAAAGGAUGGAAACUUCAAGCGAUCAGGACUUCGUAAGCUAGAAUAUGACCCAUACACGGCUGAAAUGCGAGCAAACAUCAAUGAACUGAUCAGAACAGUAGAUGCUGCCUUGAAGAAAAAACACAUGUCUGGAGUUCCAGAGGAAUAUAUGCCAAGAUGAUCAAUGUGAUUUUUUUUCCUGUUAAUUUACUUCUUUUUCUGAAAGUAGGAUUACAAGAUCUGCAUAGGUUUGUCAAUUAAAUUUCUCUCAAAUCCCAUAGUUGAAGCUGUAGAUAGAAAAUAUCUAUUUUCUUUCUUUCUUUUUUUUGUAAUUAAUUGUUGUAAUUUUUGAUUAUCUUGAACUUAAGAAGCUUCGUGCAUUUGCACACCAAGCAGCUACAACAGUAGAUGUUUUCUUUUUUUUUUUGUUUUGCUUAAUAAAAAACACUUCUUACCCUGCUCUAUGCAUAUGUACUGUGAAGGCAUGUGUCCAUGCCUUAACACCAGUUUUGUAUGAGCUUAUUUCAUGUAAAAGAGAAAAAAAUGAUCACAAGAAAAUGUUAAAAUAUUGAAUUUCCUGCUGCUACAGUUACAGAACAGUUUUAUAUAUAAAGUUCUCUAAUACUUAAAAACUGAAACUCUUCAUCGAAGGGGCAAAAUGCAAUAUGUAGGAUAUCACUACCUGAAAAUGAUGAUGAUACUGUGUGUUUCCAAGUUUUUCUAAGUUAUUCACCUUAUUUAUCUGUUUAUCAAUCAAUAGGUAAAAGACUCAAUUUUUUUCCCUCAAGUAGUUGAAUAAUCUCUUUUAAAGGCACUGACUCAAGAACAGAAGGAUUUUCAGUGUUUAUUUAUCUCUGGUGUGUAGAGCAUGUGUUGGUUAACAAUUACAGAUGUUUUCUUAACACUGGACUUGAUGCAAAAAUCCAAAAAGCACCUCACUGUGCAGCACCUUCUCCAAAGAUCAAGAGUUAUUUAUUACACUCAUGUUAUAAUUUGGAAGCUAUUUUUAGUCUUUGUGAUCGUUGUAGAUUUAUUUCCUUCAUUCAGUUAUACAAAUAGUUUUUUAUUGAGUUAUUGUAUGAAAAGCUUUGAAGCCAUUGAAGCUACUUAUAAUUUUAUUCUAACUUGUUUGACAAAACAAAUCUCUAGGAAAGAUAUUUUCUAAACAGCACGUCUUAUAACGGUACUCAGUGUGCUCUGCUCUGUCUUUAAAAACAAGCAACUAAAUAAAAAUGAAAGAUAAAUAUAGAAAUAUUAAAAGAAUAACUAGAUAAAUAAAUUUAAAAAACACUGCUGAGAGGCAAGAAGACAUUAACUAACUUCCAUUUUCAAUAUAAUAAAAAUAUAUUUUUGUAGUACACGCUGACAGACCAGAAAUAUUUCUACUACAACAAGCAAAUGGGAGAAGUUGUUUCUAUUUUUAACAUAUGCUUUAUUGGCUUUUGCUUUCAUUGACUAGCUGGCACUCACUGGGCAGGUGUCAAGUCUGAAUGUAUUUUCUAUGGACUGAAUGUAAUGUGAUAAGGCCCAAUAAAUGAGCAAAUUGAAAUUUCUUUAUGUUGUGCUGCUUGAACAAGUAUUGAAAAUGUA